Chelonus insularis is the source of this 1934-nucleotide messenger RNA. RefSeq names its product chaperonin containing TCP1 subunit 8 (gene CCT8). Gene Ontology annotation, molecular function: ATP binding; ATP-dependent protein folding chaperone; ATP hydrolysis activity. Gene Ontology annotation, biological process: protein folding. The record is from RefSeq and is a predicted model, not a curated record. NCBI's taxonomy places the organism in Eukaryota, Metazoa, Arthropoda, Insecta, Hymenoptera, Braconidae. Bases 1 to 1644 code for a protein of 547 amino acids. Gene Ontology annotation, cellular component: chaperonin-containing T-complex. The transcript is spliced from 5 exons.
AUGGCUUUACAUGUACCCAAAGCACCAGGAUUCCUUUCAAUGAUGAAGGAAGGAGCUAGAUAUUUUUCAGGUCUUGAAGAAGCUGUAUAUCGAAAUAUCAGUGCAUGCAAGGAGUUCGCUCAAACACUCCGUACUGCUUAUGGUCCCAAUGGAAUGAAUAAAAUGGUCAUCAAUCACUUGGAAAAGUUAUUUGUUACUAAUGAUGCUGGAACUAUCAUGAGAGAGUUAGAUGUUGAACAUCCAGCAGCUAAAUUAAUGGUCAUGGCUUCUGAAAUGCAAGAAUCUGAAGUUGGAGAUGGUACCAAUUUUGUAGUUAUUUUCGCUGGUGCUCUGCUAGAAAAUGCUGAAGAGCUUUUACGACUUGGUAUCACAACUUCAGAGAUUGUUAUAGGAUAUGAAACAGCUCUCGAAAAAGCCCUAGAAUUUCUCAAAACUCUUGUUGCCUAUGAAAUAAAAGACAUAAAAAAUAUUGAAGAAGUGAAGAAAGGAAUCAAAACAGCAGUUAUGAGCAAACAAUAUGGGAAUGAAGAUCUUUUAACGUCAUUAAUUAGUGAAGCUUGUGUAUCAAUUCUUCCUGAAAAAACAACAUUCAAUGUUGACAAUGUAAGGGUCUGUAAAAUUCUUGGUGCUGGAUUGAAAUCAUCUAAAGUUAUCCAAGGCAUGGUAUUCAAAAGAAAUGUUGAAGGUGAUGUUAUUAAACAAGAAAAAGCUAAAAUUGCCGUAUAUACUUGUCCUGUGGACAUUGCUCCGACUGAAACCAAGGGAACAGUUCUCAUUAAAAGUGCGACCGAGUUGUUGAACUUUUCACGGGGUGAAGAGUCACUUCUUGAAGCUCAAAUUAAAUCUAUCGCUGAUACUGGAGCCAAGGUUAUUGUGUCUGGAGGAAAAUUUGGAGAUAUGGCUUUACAUUUUCUUAAUAAAUAUAAUAUCAUGGCGGUUCGCAUUCCAAGUAAAUUUGACGUUCGACGUCUUUGUAAAGCUGUUGGAGCUACUGCUCUGGCUAAAUUGACACCACCAACCCAAGAAGAAUUGGGAUACGCUGAUUCAGUUGCAACUGAUGAACUAGGAGACACAGAAGUCGUUGUCUUUAAUUUAGAAUGUAAAGAAAGUAGAAUCAGUACAAUUGUUGUUCGGGGAUCUACAGAAAAUUAUAUGGAUGACAUUGAACGUUGCAUUGACGAUGGUGUUAACACCUUCAAGGGUAUAACAAGAGACGGGAAAUUUGUUGCUGGAGCUGGAGCUACAGAAAUUGAACUUGCCGCUCAUAUUCAGAAUUUCGCUGACACAUUACCAGGAUUAGAUCAGUAUGCUGUAAGGAAGUUCGCAUCUGCUUUGGAAGUUUUCCCAAAAACUCUCGCAGAAAAUUCUGGUAAUCAAGGCUCUGAGCUCUUAUCUAAGCUCUAUGCUGCUCAUAAAGAAGAAAAGAAAUAUUACGGAUUUGACAUUGAGGGAACUGGAUCAUCAUUGAUUGAUGCAUUGGAAGCUGGUAUCCUAGAUUCAUACCGAACAAAAGAAUGGGCGUUGAAGUAUGCUGUCAAUGCAGCAUGUACAAUAUUAAAGGUCGAUCAAAUAAUAAUGGCAAAACGAGCUGGUGGACCUAAGCUUCCGGCUCAAGGUGGCGCAAAGAGUGAUGAUGAAUCGUAAUUUUAAUCAAAAAAAAGUGUAAACGAACAUUCAACUUAUCGUUUAAAAAAUGUCUAAUUCUAUUUUUUUUCUUGGUUUAUAUUCUCAGACGCUGAGAUAUAAAUAGACCGAUGAAAAAGAGAGAGAGUUAACCUUGAUUUAUUUUGAUUACAUUCGUUUAUUCAUAAGCUUCAUUGCACUGUAUACUCAUUUAAUUAUUCUCCACCCACGAAAUACCGCGAUUUUGUAAUAAAAUGCGAAUUUUUACUGUUCUUACUGUCAAACAGAAUAAAUAAAUGUUUAAAUGAAAA